AUGUCGAGUAAAAUAAUAUCCAGCAAAGCUCGACUUGCUGUAAUGCAGUGUGUAUUGACACCAACGCUUAUGUAUGGUAGUGAAUCAUGGGUGUGGCAGAAGAAGCAUGAAAGCAGGAUUAAUGCGGUGGAAAUGAGAGCCCUGAGAAGUAUGUGUGGACUAAAAUUGAGUGAUCGAGUGAAAAAUAGUGUUAUUAGAGAGAGGUGUGGAUUGAAAGACGAUGUAGUGACAAGGAUUGAAAAGGGAAUGUUACGCUGGUUUGGACAUGUAGAAAGGAUGGAUGAAAGUAGAGUAACGAAAGAAGUAUACAGAGCGGAUAUGAAUGGAGCCGUCGGUAGAGGGCGCCCUAGACGGACAUAUAGUGACCAGAUUGGCGAUAUAUUAAAGAAGGGCCAAAUUAAAAGUACCCUUAACCGACGAGCAUGCAUGAAAAGAUUGAUGACUGUUAAUGAAGCGAAAGAGGUAUGUAAGAAUCGUAGUAAUUGGCGUUCCUUAGUCUCUGCCUACCCCCAUGGGAGACAGGCGUGA
This is a messenger RNA of Spodoptera littoralis (African cotton leafworm), 528 nucleotides long. The record is from the annotation of a GenBank genome assembly. NCBI's taxonomy places the organism in Eukaryota, Metazoa, Arthropoda, Insecta, Lepidoptera, Noctuidae.